Molecule: messenger RNA, 1128 nt
Organism: Catharus ustulatus (Swainson's thrush)
Lineage: Eukaryota; Metazoa; Chordata; Aves; Passeriformes; Turdidae
Gene: RAB7B
Product: RAB7B, member RAS oncogene family
Exons: 6
Coding region: 78-680 (200 amino acids)
Biological process (GO): phagosome-lysosome fusion; endosome to lysosome transport
Cellular component (GO): phagocytic vesicle; late endosome; lysosome
Molecular function (GO): GTPase activity; GTP binding
Source: RefSeq, a predicted model, not a curated record
CCUCCCCGGGCCCGCUGCAGCGGAGCCGGAGCCGGAGCCGCGGCCGCCCCGCAGUGAGCGCUGUGCAGGGCCUGUCCAUGGACGCCAGCAAGAAGGUGGAUCUGAAGAUCAUCAUCAUCGGAGCGCUGGGCGUGGGCAAGACCUCUCUGCUGCACCAGUACGUGCACAAGACGUUCUACGAGGAUUACCGCACCACGCUGGGCGCCAGCAUCCUCACCAAGGUCCUGCCCGUGGACAGCACCCCCCUGAAGCUGCAGAUCUGGGACACGGGGGGACAGGAGCGAUUCCGCUCCAUGGUGUCGACGUUCUACAAAGGCUCGGACGGCUGCAUGCUGGCCUUCGACGUGACAGACAGGGAGUCCUUUGAGGCCCUGGACAACUGGAGAGAUGAUUUCCUGGAGAAGGUCAUUCCCAGGGAGCAGGAUUUCCCCAUGGUGGUGCUGGGGAACAAGAUAGACCUCAGUGACCGGCAGGUGCCCAAGGAAACGGCCUCAGCCUGGUGCAAGGAGAAGGACAUCCCGUAUUUCGAGGUCAGCGCCAAGAACAACAUCAACGUGGCCGAGGCUUUCGAGACCCUGGCGAAGCAGGCGCUGAGCACGUAUAAAGGGAUUUUUGAGAGUUAUUUAACCGACUCCAUCAAGCUCACUCCCAACGACAAGCCCAAGCAGAGGUGCUGCUGACCCCGGGGCUGCUGGGUGGCCACACUGGAGCCCUGCCCGGGGUCCCACUGCCCACCCCAUGGACACAGGGACUGGCCAUGCCAGGGCACAGGAUGGCAUCACCGGGAUGUGCUGCUUGCCACGGCUCUGGAGCUGCUCUCCAAUCACUCAGUGUCACGGUGGCCCUGUCCCCGCUCCAUCCUGGCACCGAGUGGGCGAUGUCCCUGCGGUGACAGUGCCAGGCAGCGCUCCCAGUGUCACCUCCCUCCCUCCCCAGGGCACAGCCCCGCGCCUCUCAGAGUGUGGACUGGCCUGAGGGGACAAUUGGGGUUGGUGGCCUUGGCACAGGGCUCUCCUGGCCACUCUGGAGGUGACUAUUCCGUGCCUCAGUUUCCCCUCCUCUCACACAUCCCCCAUCAAACACUUUCCCCCUCCCGCCUCGCUAUGGAGGAUUCUCAAAAAAGCACUU